Cottoperca gobio is the source of this 2389-nucleotide messenger RNA. RefSeq names its product ankyrin repeat domain-containing protein 10-like. The coding region runs from base 33 to 1166 and encodes 377 amino acids. Lineage: Eukaryota; Metazoa; Chordata; Actinopteri; Perciformes; Bovichtidae. The transcript is spliced from 6 exons. Gene Ontology annotation, molecular function: protein binding. The record is from RefSeq and is a predicted model, not a curated record.
ACAAACGUCUCUGCCACUUUCAUAAUUCACUCAUGUCUGAGGGACUAGAACGCGACUUCUCCGGUGAAGAGGGGUUCAUCCGCCGGUUUCCCAUCCACCGCGCGUGUCGGGAUGGAGACGUUGGCGUUUUGGUCUCACUGUUCCAGCAGCUCUCGAGCCCGGCUCACCUGACGGCGGAGGACUCGUGCUACGGGUGGAGCCCCUUACAUUGGGCUGCUCACUAUGGGCAGCUGGAGUGUGUGGUGCGCCUGGUGCAGGUGGGUUGCGAGGUGAACGCAGUGACCAGCCGCUUCAACCAGACAGCGACGCACACGGCAGCGUUCGGAGGACAUCCUCACUGUGUGGUUUGGCUGACUCAGGCUGGAGCUGACGUCAACGUGCAGGAUUUUGUAGGUGAGGCUCCCAUCCACAAGGCGGCUCGUUCAGGUAGCCUGGAGUGUCUCCAGGUGCUGUUGAUAGCAGGUGCUAAACCACAAUUAAAGAACGCCAGCGGGCAGACGGCAGCGGACCUGGCCCACGGCCACGGCUUCCUCGACUGCUUCCACUUCAUCUCCAAAACCAAGAAGCACCUGCUGCAGCUCAGUGGACUCCACGUGAGCGGCGUGCACGAUGGGAACACCGGGCCGUGUGGUCAGGGCCUGCUCAGCAGAAAGAGGCUGCUGACAGCCGUGGACACUGGUGACAUGAAGAAAGCCCGGGGCGCUGAUGUGUUGGUGCAGAGCAGUGGAGGUGAGGACCAGGAGAUGAACAUGAACAUGGAGUCUGCACAGGAGAUCCACUCAGAUGACGACACCAAAGCCAUCACCAACGGCCAUCAUCGCACGCCCUCUGCUGACCGGGGGGAACCCGAGCCUCCACGAAGCAUCUCCUCACAGUCCUCCGCUGCAGCCAAUCAGCAGGCGGCAGCAGCAGCAGCGCCCGCUCAGCACUCCUCUGCUGACAUGUGUGGCUCUCUGCAUCUGAGCGGCAGUCCCAGCAGCUGUGUGUCCCACCGGCCGGCCUGGCGGGGGCUGAUAGGAGCAGACUGCAGGGACUUCCUACAUUACGGACACUACCACGGCUUUGGAGACACGGCGGAGGAGCUGAGUGACAGCAGCUGCAGCAUCCAGGCUGAGCACAGAUACAAGCAGGCUGUGGCCAGCGCCAUGCAGCUGUACCACGACUGAUGCAGGCAGAGGCUUCGCCUGCUGCAGACAGGGAGGGACUGCUCCUUUAAUAUGCUUUCUCUUAACUUGCAUUAGUGGACACUCAAACCCAGAGUCACUACCAGACAUCUAGGACACAUUUAACCUAUAGUUAACUCAAUGUCCACUCGCUAGCUUUUUCAACCGCAUGUCAUGGUCAUCAUCAGUGGAUGGAAGAUCAGGGACGGCAUUCACAUCUGACACCAAAGAGGAUCUUUGAACAGAGACGCAGCGCCCCACCCCAUAAUGCAUCGCCCGUCUCUUGCACCAAAAGAGAAAGAAAUCUGUCCCUAAAUAACUCAAACUCUAGUUAGAAUAAACGUAUUCUAUCUGGAUAUAGUCAACAUGUAAAUGUACAAAGAUAGUUGUGAUAAAGGGGGCAGGUAGCAUUGGAGCCUCUUUUCCCCCACAACUGUUGGGUGAAUAUAUAUAUAUAUAUAUAUAUAUAUAUACAUACACACACACACGUUAUGUACCUUUUUAAUAUACAGUGCGUACCUUUUAUACGGGAUGUACCAUUGUCAUACUUUAUGACUGUUGGUUUACUUUGCUAACAUUGAUAUGAAACUGAUCCGAGUAGUCAGACUGCUCCUUUAAGGCCUCAGCGUUAGCAAGGACAAUGUGAGACGUCUAUAAAGCGAAGGUCAGAUUUGUGACUCAUUGGGUGUGAUGGUGCUAACAGGUUUGCUCAUGUUGCAUUGUAAAAGACCAUUUUGCCUUUUGUUUCCAGUUUACAUAUAAUGUUAACUUCUUGUAAAUGAACAGCUGAAGGCGUGGACUGUUGAGGGUCUGCACCCCCGAGUGACCAUCACACACGUUCUAUAAUUUAACUGGGACGUUCCUGAACGUACUGUAUUGUUAUUUUCUCCAAUGUAUUUACAUGGACUCUGUUUUGCUUUGCACUACUGAGGACUCUGUGUGUGUGUCUCUGUGUGUGUGUCUCUGUGUGUGUCUGUCUGUGUCUCUGUGUGUGUCUUGAUCUACCAAAGGGAAUAUGUUAACAUUUGUCUUUUGUUGCUUUGAUUUUGAAAUUUGUUAUUUAUGCGUAUAUGGUAUAGUGUCAUUUUAUAAAGCAUACUGUCGGCUUUGUGGGAAUCUUUUUGUAAACAGUCAGCUGUGUGCAGUGCUGCUUCUGACAACAGUUUUUAUACUUGUGGUGUUUUGGACUCUUUUGCUAUUAAAACAUGUUUUGCAGUUUCAUAGAA